Molecule: messenger RNA, 1443 nt
Organism: Anopheles gambiae (African malaria mosquito)
Lineage: Eukaryota; Metazoa; Arthropoda; Insecta; Diptera; Culicidae
Product: UPF0184 protein AAEL002161
Exons: 2
Coding region: 300-647 (115 amino acids)
Source: RefSeq, a predicted model, not a curated record
ACCGAAUAAAAGGUACCCGGGUAAACGGCGCUCCACUGUAGUUGAUUUUUUUAAACCUACCGAAAACUACCGACAUUUUGGUGCUCCUGCCGAUAACCACAAAAAUUAUCUGGCCACACUGAUUAUCCGAUCCAUAACAAAUCAUCCCCCACCAUAUCAGUCAGGUGAUCAGGGACGGAAACGCAUAGCUAAAACCGAUCGAAAGGAAAACAAUUCCCCCCAAACCUAAGACCCUAGCCACAAGAGGUUGAAAAGUGUACCGACCGUCCGUUCAGUCAACCGGAACCGCCAACACGGAGAUGCCGCCGGAACCGAAGGAACUGAAUCCGCCUCACGGAAAGGUCGAAGACGAGCAGCAGGCAAGCGGCAGCUCGGCCGACGAAAGCGAUCCGCCAGCGAACGAAGAGGAGGAGAUCGAUCUGGAAGGCGCGACCGAAGAAAUUCUGGAGCUGAACGAUCGGCUCGACUCUCUCAGCACGGUGCUGGACAGUAUCGAGCAGCAGAACGAUGACCUGCGGUCCCAGAUACUGCUGCUGCUCGAUUCACAGCGCGAGACGCUCAAGUCGUUCAAGGAGGAAAACAGCCGGAUCGCCGCGAAGGGCACAGCGGACCGGCCGGACGGUGACGAACCGAUGCAGGAGAGUUAGGAAGUAACAUGGGGCGUGCAGUUGUUUGUACUGGCGGGGGUUCGCUACGUGGGUUUUGUAGAGGUAAUCAUUCCAGGACAAUGUUUCUGUAUUUUUUGUUUAUUUUCUGUUUGUGUUAUCGGCGGAACUCGGGCCAGGCCAUGCGCAGGCCUUCAAAGUCCUGUGCGACCAAUUGAAAACCGUGUGUAUAGAAUAAAGUAGGUUGCUGCCCAAAAGGAGCUAUUAUAAAAAAUUGUACAUUAAGCUUUCCGCUAGCGUUCACGGGGACCACGGGUAACCUAUGCUGCGAAAGUGGCACAGUUGAAACAACAGCUUUUUGGAUAGCGAAGUGUGACCCGGGCGAGACUUUAGCAAACCUUAGGAAAGGCCAAAAAAUUAAAAUGAAAGUCGAGACAGUGUCCGUUGAAGUUCUGAAUUAAAUGGUUGUUUGGCUUAUAAAGACGUUGAGUCUCGCGACUGCAUUCGUCUCUCUCCUGAAUUAAUUCGGGAGUUUAUUCAACAAAAUCGGUUCUUCUAGACUAACAUGUUUGAAAGUGUUGAAACGUGUUCGUACACCUUUUUUAGAAGAAUUGGUGAGUGUAUCAAAAUAUUUAUCCCUUUUUGAAAAUCUAUUAUUUGUUUUUUUUAUGUUCCUUAUGUUUCCAUAUGCAGCUAAUGCCUCAAUCCUAAUCCGUGUUGCUUACACUUAUCGAUGAGCUCAAGAAAUGGGCCGUUCCCAAAAAAAAAACCCUGUUGUUUCAGCCGGCGGUACUGAUUUCAUGCGAUAAAUAAAAGAGUAUUUUAAAAACUUCUCAAA